Molecule: messenger RNA, 2326 nt
Organism: Ctenopharyngodon idella (grass carp)
Lineage: Eukaryota; Metazoa; Chordata; Actinopteri; Cypriniformes; Xenocyprididae
Product: tripartite motif-containing protein 16-like protein
Exons: 4
Coding region: 956-1690 (244 amino acids)
Molecular function (GO): protein binding
Source: RefSeq, a predicted model, not a curated record
UAUUAAAGAUGGAGAGUCGCGAAUGCAAUGUCAACAUGGACAUGCUCUCGCAGUGAGAGCAUGUGCCAUCCACGAACGCUUUCUCAGCAUGCUGUCUGCCAAGGCAUGUGAGACAGCGAGCUGCAGGCAAAGCAAAGCAAUUAAUAUUGCUGUUUUUGGAUAUAACUCCUGGUUUAGCAAUUAAAAUUGCUGUUUGCUCUUUCUAUAUCAGAAAAUCUGCUCUUAUGAAGGUGAAUGGAAAAGAGUGCUUUUACAACCACUCGGCUCCAAAGCAAAAUAUGAAUGAAGUGAAUAAUGCCGGUCCCAUUUAUACCCAUAUAUCCGGGUAGGUGUGCAAAUCUCACUGGCCAGUGAUCAUUGGCUCUUUCUGUUACCACUUGGAGAUGAUUGGGCUCCCAGGCAAGACUGAAUGGGAACGAACUGACAUAUUACUUAAGACAGCAUAUUAGAAAAAUUAAAUAAAUGGAAUAAUUCUUGGGAUAAACAUUUCACGGAUUUCAAUGUACAGUACACUAAUUAUAAAACUAUACUGUCAGCACAUCCCGAAUCCAGGGCAUCAUAAAUUCAUAAAAUUCAUGAAACUAAGCAUGUUUGUCAUUAUAAAAAUGUUUCAUGCGACUUAGUGCGUUAAAACAGUGAUAAUAAAAGAUAAAAUAUGGUAUACAGUUUAUUAAAGAAAUAUAGGCCUACUAUGUAUAGGCAAGAAGAUGAACCCAGAAUAUAAAUGCAAGCGUUCAGUUUUCCCAUAGAAAGCCAUUAAAACUUGUGAUGUUAAACUGCGCCCUGCGUUUAUAUUCUGGGUCUAUCUGAAAUGUGAAAGAAAAUUGGUUGUCCCUGGUUGCUGUUAUAAUAGCCAUGUUAAGAGGUGUAAAAAUGUACAAACAAUAAAUUGAUUCAAAUCCAAUAAUCUAGUAUUUUGCAGAUUGACAAUUAUAAGAUAUGCAGCAUAGACCAGAUGUAUCAGAGUUUCCAGUCUCUCUCAGCACCACCUGAAUCUACAGACGAACUCGACAAUCCCUUCAGUUCUCUCUCCUCUUUUGAUGGCAUGAUAGAAUCUGUCCGUCAGCUGAGAGACAAACUGGAGGAUUUCUGCAAAGAGGAGAUCAAGAAGAUCUCUGACAGCGUCACUUUCACUAACAUGAAUCCCAAGACCAGGAAUGACUUCUUACAGUAUUCCCAUCAGCUCACUCUGGAUCUGAACACAGUGAAUAAACACCUCCGUCUGUCUGAGAGGAACAUAUUGAUUACUGACACUGGCACAGUCCAGCCGUAUCCUGAUCAUCCAGACAGAUUUGAUUGGUAUUAUCAGGCGUUGUGUAGAGAGAGUGUGUGUGGACGCUGUUACUGGGAGAUUGAGUGGAGUGGUGGUGUGCAUAUCUCAGUGUCAUACAAGAGCAUCAGCAGGAAGGGAUUGGGUAUUGAGAGUUGGCUUGGAUAUAAUGAUCAGUCCUGGAGUUUGAACUGCUCUUCCUCCAGUUACUCAUUCAUGCACGACAGCAUACACACUGUUCUCCCUGUAAAGUCCAUCAGCAGUAGAAUAGGAGUGUAUGUGGAUCACAGUGCAGGAACUCUGUCCUUCUACAGCGUCUCUGACACAAUGAGCCUCAUCCACACAGUCCAGACCACAUUCACUCAGCCACUCUAUCCUGGGUUUUGGGUUGGUUCAGGAUCAUCAGUGAAACUGUGUUGAUGUUUCAGAACAGAUAGUAGAGAGAUUUUACCCAUAAUUCUUUGAGCAGCAUGAUAAAUCAGUAUAAAUCAGGCUAAGAUUAAAAAAAAAUUAUAUAUUGUCAUAUUCAUUCACAUUAAUUUAGAAUAUAGACAAACCUUAUAUCACUGUUAUUGUGUACAUUGGCAAGAUGGUUAAUGUGCCCAAUAUUAAACCAUUCCUUUUUUCUACAUUAAUCUAAACAUUAAUCUAUCAGUUUGCCACUUUAAAGUGACAUCAAAAAACAUUAAUCCCCUUACUCUAACGCUAUAAAUGUCACAAUCAGCUGCUAGGUUAUUAUUUAGUAGAAUGAAAUAACUGAUGUUUCUCUGUCUUUAUCAUUCACUCUGAUAAGGAGUUUAAAUUAGUGCACGAGUACUGUCUGCAUGCAAAAUUUUAUGAUUUAUCAACUUUUUACAAAUGUUUUGUCAAGUCAGCUUAGGUUCACAAAAGUUGUUCAGCUAACAUAAUAUUUUGAGUUUAUGUUGAAUAAACUAAUCUCUUUUUUUGUAUCAACUCAUAUUUUUUUGUUUAAACGAACUCAAAAAAUUUAAGGCAACCAAGACUUUAAGUUAAAUCAACAAAUAAUUUUUACAGUGUGAUUGUGUCCCCAUGAAA